Trifolium pratense (red clover) is the source of this 1580-nucleotide messenger RNA. RefSeq lists its product as uncharacterized. The transcript is spliced from 3 exons. The record is from RefSeq and is a predicted model, not a curated record. NCBI's taxonomy places the organism in Eukaryota, Viridiplantae, Streptophyta, Magnoliopsida, Fabales, Fabaceae. The coding region runs from base 78 to 1490 and encodes 470 amino acids.
AUUUUGUCGAAUAUGUCAAUAACACCUGGUUGGCCCCUCACAAAGAACAAUUUGUUGAAGCAUGGACCAAUCGAGUGAUGCAUUUAGGAAACACAACGACUAAUAGAGUCGAGUCUGCACAUUGGAGACUGAAGAAAAUGUUGGAACACAGCAAAGGAGACUUAUGCAAGUGUUUGGAAGGCAUGAAUGACAACAUAAGACUAGAAGUUGACAAAAUAAAGAAGUCUUUUCAAAAAAGUUUUUACUAUACAGAAAAGACACAUAGCAGUCCAUUUUUUCAAUAUUUGAGAAACUUUGUCUCCAGGGCUGCUAUGACACUAAUUUCUGAUGAGAUGGAGAGAAUUGACAUUGUUGGAACAAAUAAAAACUUGUGUGGUUGCAAACUUAGGUCAACAUGUGAGUUGCCUUGUGCUUGUGAAUUGAGUGGAUAUACAACCAGCGGUGUACCGAUACCGUUAGAUUCAGUUCACGGUCACUGGAAGAAAUUAACUAUGGAAGAACCAUUGGAGGAUGACACAGAGGAUGGAUAUGAGUUGGACAUGAGUAAUGCAAUGGAGGCCAUAUGGACUCGAUUUCGGUCACUUGAUAUUGUUGGUAAAAGAGCGUUGAAGAGUAAAGUGUUUGAACUUGCUUAUCCAGCCUCAAGUUCAUUGUGUCCACCACCUGAAAAAAUAAAAACCAGAGGAGGAGUGAAGAACAAAAAUAAAGGCAAAGCACCAAAAGGUUAUGAUGUGUAUCGUGAUCCAUCAUACUUUGAACACGUUGAAAGAGAAUAUGGUGAUUCACAAGGUACAUCGAAGAGGUUGUGUACACAACAAUCACAAACAUCUCAGAAGGAACUAUCUCAACCCUCUCAGAAGCAACAAUCUCAACCAUCUCAGAAACAACUAUCUCAGAUGUCUAAAAAACUGACAUCUCAGAAAUAUUUGGGGCAAUUUCCUGAUCAUAUGCAUCCACAUAUUGUUGACAUUGCUGAUGUGCUUGAAGAUGGAAAUUGUGGUUUUAGAGCUGUUGCAUCUUUACUUGGUUACACAGAGGAAGGUUGGUCCAUCGUCCGCCGGGAGUUAGAUGAAGAGCUUAGAAAUAAUAACAAUUUGUAUGAGAAAUUAUUCAGACAAGAUUUGCAGGUUGUGAGAGAUUCGUUGGUAGCAACUAGAUGGUUCACCAUACCUGCUAUGGGUUACUUGGUAGCAAAUAGGUAUAAUGUCGUUCUCGUCACGUUGGGUAAACCUAGUAAGACUUUCUUUCCUAUGAUGACUUCAUAUUCCUCUUCAGCAAGGUUUUUUUGUAUUGGUUUUGUCAAUGGAAAUCAUUGGGUUCCGGUAAACAUGUCAAAGGGGUUUCCGUUGCCCGAAGUUACAGCUGAUUGGAAGAAAUUUUGUUCACAUGAAGCAAAGUCUUGGAUGUCAAACUUAAACGGACGCCUACAAUAUUGGAACCUUCUAAAUCCUCCGGUGAAACCUCUUAGUGGUGUUAUGUCUGUUGAAUAAUUUUUAAUUGUUUAUUUUAUGUCGAAUAUUUAUAUUACUUAUGUUUUAUCAAAUAUCUAAAUUCGUUAUUAACGUUUAUUGUGUUAAAAA